AUGAACGUUGCUGCAGGACCCGAGCUCGCAGCUGCAGUCUCCAAUGCUGGUGGUCUCGGAGUCAUCGGCGGUCUUCGAUACACACCUAAACAGCUUCGUAACGUCAUCAAAGAGAUCAAGGAUGGCCUCAAGAGUCCCGAUCUUCCUUUCGGUGUCGACCUCUUAAUCCCAUCUCUCGGCGAGAAUGCCCGAAAGACAAAUUACGACUACACUGGCGGUAAACUGAACGAGCUUAUCGAUGUCAUCGUUGAAGAAAAGGCCAAACUCUUUGUGUGCGCAGUCGGUGUCCCGCCGAAAGAGGUCGUUGAUAAGCUUCACAAGCAUGGCAUCUUUGUGAUGAACAUGGUUGGGUCUCCCAAGCACGUGCCCAAGGCUCUGGCUCAAGGGGUAGACAUCAUCUGCGCCCAGGCAACUGAUACCAAUCAGGGCGGAGAGGGUGGUGGACACACAGGACGGACAGCCUUCUCAAUCCUUAUACCAGCCUGUGUCGAUGCUUGCAAGGGCAAAAAGUCUCCUCUUACCGGUGGACCUGUGCAUGUCAUUGCUGCAGGUGGUAUCUUUGACGGCCGUGGUCUUGCCGCUGCUCUAAUGUAUGGUGCUCAAGCGGUUUGGGUCGGGACCAGAUUCGUAGCCAGCACGGAAGCUGGUGCACCCAAGAUCCAUAAGGAUCUCGUUGUGAGCGCCAAUCAUGGUGAUACGGAUACCACCUUGAUCUACACCGGUCGCCCUCUUCGAGUCCGUCAGACAGACUACGUAAAAAGCUGGGCCUCCAGGCAUGACGAGAUUGCUUCUCUAACGAAGGAGGGCAAAAUCCCACAUGAUGUUGAGCUGGAGAAGCACCCGGAACUUAGUAUGAAAGGAAGGUCGUGGCUGAUGGGUGAUGUUUCUGCCAUGAUCAAGGAUGUCAAACCUGCUAAGGAGAUCGUGGACGAUAUCGUCAACGGCGCCAAGCAAUGCAUUGAGCACGGCCAGAGUUUCAUUGCUGGUGGCUCUACCCGAGCCAAACUGUGA
Molecule: messenger RNA, 1011 nt
Organism: Cryptococcus wingfieldii CBS 7118
Lineage: Eukaryota; Fungi; Basidiomycota; Tremellomycetes; Tremellales; Cryptococcaceae
Product: 2-nitropropane dioxygenase
Exons: 9
Coding region: 1-1011 (336 amino acids)
Molecular function (GO): nitronate monooxygenase activity
Source: RefSeq, a predicted model, not a curated record